This is a messenger RNA of Anopheles cruzii, 4286 nucleotides long. RefSeq names its product hormone-sensitive lipase (gene Hsl). Bases 40 to 2670 code for a protein of 876 amino acids. Gene Ontology annotation, cellular component: cytosol. Gene Ontology annotation, biological process: triglyceride catabolic process; cholesterol metabolic process. Gene Ontology annotation, molecular function: triacylglycerol lipase activity; sterol ester esterase activity. The record is from RefSeq and is a predicted model, not a curated record. NCBI's taxonomy places the organism in Eukaryota, Metazoa, Arthropoda, Insecta, Diptera, Culicidae. The transcript is spliced from 6 exons.
CAAUCAGUUUCAUCGGAACGACGCUAACUAGGUGAAAGAAUGGACCAAAGCGCAACGACCAGUGACGGUGGCUACGAGGAGCUGCAACAGGAACAGCAGCAGCAACGGUUGAUGUUGUUCGACUCGCUGAUUGAGCUUUGCCGCAACAACAUAAGCUUCUUCGAGAGCGACGAAACGGAGACCGGAUUGCGGUUACACGGGGCGUUCGUCGGGCUUAUCGAUCACAUUGAGAUGGCCAAACCGUUGGUGCGGAUGGUGCACGGUUUCAUGCACGAGUACGAUUUCGACCCGAGCGUACCGGGAAACGGGUUCCGGAGCUUUCUGUACGUGGUCGAGUGCUGCGUCUCGACGGCCCUGAAGCUGACCCGCUACGUAAUGGAGAACCGGAGCACGAUCCUGUUCCGCAAGGCGGUCUACGUGAAGGAGGUGGAAGCGUACAACCAUCUGAUGGCCAGUCUGUGUACCUGCCUGCAGCACACGCAGACGCUGCGCGAGUGGACUCGCGACUCUGGCGACCUGUUCCCGGACGAGUCCCACUCGGUCGAGGAGCUGUUUGCGACGGGAGGCAUCAUCAACCAGUACUGCUUCUACGGUCGGUGUCUUGGGUUUCAGUUUUGUGACUCCAUCAAACCACUGCUAAAGUUCAUCUCGAUCGGUAUGGCCGGCUUCUCGGAGGGCUACUACUCGGAGGGUGGCCGACUGUCCAAGGCCACCAGCCUGAUGUACACGAGCACCAAGUACAUGCUCGAUCCGGAGCUGCGCGCCCGGCGGAUCGUCAACAUCUCACAAAACUCGAACGUGGACUUUUGCAAAGCGUUUUGGUUUUUGGCCGAAUCGGAGAUGAUGCACUCGCUACCGUCGUUCGUGGGGUUCAAAGUGAAGGUGAACCGCGUGAUAACGAUCCCGCCGGAACCGAUUCAAUUGCCUCGACAGGCGCCGACAGACGCUGGCAGCGCGCCGACCGAACCCAUCUUUGUGGACAUACCGAUCCCGAAGAGUCACGGUGGGGCGGCACCGAUCAAGGCUCGGCUCAUAUCGGCCGUUAAGCGGAAGGGAAUGAUCGGCGAGCGGAGUAACUCCCAGCGUAGCACCAUCCACCCGGCGAGCCGAGGAAUGGUGUUCCACUGCCACGGUGGAGGGUUUGUGGCGCAAAGCUCGAAAUCGCACGAAUCGUAUCUGCGCGAGUGGGCUGUCACGUUGAACGUGCCGAUCCUUUCGAUCGACUACAGCCUUGCCCCGGAAGCACCAUUUCCGCGGGCACUGGAGGAAGUGUUUUACGCGUACUGCUGGGCCUUGCGGAACUGCGAGCUGCUCGGAACGACCGGUGAGCGAAUCAUCCUGGCGGGCGAUUCGGCCGGGGCCAGCUUGAAUCUGGGCUGUGCAAUGAAAGCGAUUGAGCUGGGAGUCCGUCGACCGGACGGAAUAUUCAUCGCUUACUGUCCGGUGCUGAUCAGCUUCGUGCCGAGUCCGGCCCGGAUGCUGUGUCUGAUGGAUCCGCUGCUCCCGUUCGGGUUCAUGAUGCGCUGCCUGAAGGCUUACGCUUGCCCCAGCCGAGAGGUGCUAGAAGAGAAUCGGAAACGCCACGAACAGCGGCUGGCGAUCGUCAAUGCGGGUCUGCAGAUGCGCAACAAUAACGUCGUCGGAGGUUCAGCGACCAGGGUUGCCGGUGGUGGACAGGGCGAACAGGACGAUAACGGAAACAGAACGCCGGAUCGAUCGGAUUCGGGUGAUGAUAAUUCUAUGUGGGAACAACUGAACAGCGUCAACACCGUACAGCUCCAGAACCAGCAUCUUAGCCCCGUGAGCGAUACCGCCAGCGACACGCUCGCGCUCAAGAGCCAGUCGCUCGGGAACACCAUCGACAUCAUCAGUCCGGACGAGAGCAACACGAUCACAUCGCUGGAAGAGGAUUCGCAGCCGAUAACGCUACAACAGGUCAACCUUAACACCGAGCGGAGCAACAUUACCGUUGUGGACGAUCUCGACAUGGACAUGCCGAGCGAUAUCAGCUCGGAGCAGAACACGAACCAGUAUGUUUCCGAUUUUAUCGAAAGAUAUGUACUUGACACGACCACUAAUGCUGCGGGUGAGAUUGAACCCAUCCUUCGACCGGUUUCACGUUCGCAAUCGGAAGAGAACAUCGUACUCGACAUCGGCCGAGAAGCGAUAAGCGUACAGAAUCUACAAGAACGUGUCACCAGUGCAGCGAGUAACUUUGUGAGCAAAGUGUCCAGCACGAUCAACAGCCUGACCGCCUCGAAACCGAUCACGAUCGGCGCUGCACAGGGUGAGCUGCAAAGCAAUCUCGAUGCACUGAUCGCCCGCAGUCCGUCGGAUGAGUUCAUCUUUCACGUGCCGAAGGAUUCCCAUCUAUCGCCGUACUGGGCCUCUGACGAUGUUUUGAGUCAAUUUCCUCCAACCAAAAUUUUAACCGUCGUACUGGACCCGUGUCUGGACGAUUGUGUGAUGUUUGCUAAAAGACUGAAAAGCUUGAACCGAUCCGUUUCGCUCGACAUUCUGCCAGGGCUACCGCACGGAUUUCUCAAUUUCGCCACCAUUUCCAAAGAAGCGCACGAGGGAUCGAAGCAGUGCGUUCAGCGCAUUGCCGAGCUACUGGAAAUUUCGGCCACGGCCGGCGAUGAUACAGGCCCGAAGCAGGGAUGUUGUUAGCGAUUCUGUCGCUGAUGUUGUCGUGCGGACCGUGGCCGGCAACAGCAUGGAUCGAGUUACUAAACUUACCGAAACUCCCAAAUGCGCUUUACCACUGAUGCUGAUUAUACAUGCAGUGCACGCACCGCACGCCGAACGUUGUUUUUAGAACGUAAGCUUAGUUCAUACGAAUUCAUUGCAUCGCAAUGCAAACAAAACAUUUUCACUACCUUUCCCUCUAAAGCUCAAGCGAGGCUACCGGCAAAGCCAACUACGAACACAUUGUUUAACAGUUUCGUCCACGCCCGUAGCGUUUGCGCUGAUUAGCAGUGCGCCGCUUCGGAAACAAUUUGGACCCAAAAGGCAGACAAAACAAUAGACCGUAGGUAGCCGAACAAACAAACAACGUCUGACGUCCUUUAGAGCGCAGCAACCAAUUGGCCUUUUCCCCUAGCAUUGUUUUUUACUGCGAUGCGGCUUUAUUAUUCGCGCGGCCAGGCCCAGCCCUGGCCCCGGAGCAUAUACACCAAUAAACUACUAGGAUCGUAACUAGGUAUCCGUAUGUUAAGGCGGGCGCCUCUUCUGCUCCGCUUCUAAGCUAAACCACGGUGCGAAGUGAUGGCAACCACCGCUACACACUCUUAGUGCUAAGCUUUCGAUCGGACGGUCGCCAGCGUUCUCCGUUCCGUAUUAUUUUGCCCUUUGCUAAUUGGUGGUACGUUUUACCGCAAUUUAGGCCACCGAUAAAUUUCCGUCGCUGAUUGGGAGAGGAACGGCACGUUACAUGGUUGUUACUUUUUUGUUACUUAGGUGCCAGCGCGCUCAAUCUGUGGAAAUCUCAACUCAGCCGUCUACCGUUUUACUGACAAUUGAUUUUUCCUUUACAAAGGUUAGAGUAUUAGGUAAACCAGUGCUGAUAUUAUUUACAAACUUUACUAUAUCGCUUUCAUUGAUUGGGGCCGUUAUUGGUCCGACGAUAUUUCGAUAAUACAAUCUCUUCAUCAACAGAAUGUCAAAUAAGGAGAAAGUGGAAGUAUUUUUUUAAAUAUGUGUUUUAUUAAUCCACAUAACUUAAUAAUCGUGGACAUUCAUGAAAACUAAAAAAAACGGAAAUAUUAAUGUGCAACAAUCAGUCGUUUCGUGGUCAAGCUUUAUUUACACACUCAAUCACAUUUUCGUCUUUACGGUAAGAAUUUAUGGAGUUACGAAAAGUACUGAACAAUUGUGCUCGAUUUACGUGGUUUUGUUGUUAUACUGUGCUUUUGUGACGUAAAAAGCAGCUGAUUAGGAUUAAUAAGAACCGGAUGGAGGCAAGUGAACCAAAAAUUCAGCAUGUUGACGAAAAGUACCUAAACUUUUGUGAGAUGUUAUACAUAUAUUUUCCCAAUGGAACGUUACGGUUAAUUCCAACAAAAAAAGAAUAAAACGAUUAAAUUUAAGAGUGGAUAAUAUAUAAAAAAUACUUUUUCGAUGUAAGAAUCCUUUGGGUGAAACCUACUGUGAGGACUGAGCGUGUGGCGCGGCAAGGACCUGCUGCGAGCCACACAAAACCAGGCUGAGAGUGACGCAGGAGUGAGACAAACAAAGAAACUACAUUUACUUGUAAUUGAUGAAUUCUAAGAAUAAAACCUUAUUGC